Molecule: messenger RNA, 1059 nt
Organism: Dermacentor andersoni
Lineage: Eukaryota; Metazoa; Arthropoda; Arachnida; Ixodida; Ixodidae
Product: glycerophosphodiester phosphodiesterase 1-like
Biological process (GO): N-acylethanolamine metabolic process; ethanolamine metabolic process; phospholipid metabolic process
Cellular component (GO): plasma membrane
Molecular function (GO): glycerophosphodiester phosphodiesterase activity
Source: RefSeq, a predicted model, not a curated record
AUGGCUUGGCUCCAGGUGACGUUAAUAUCAGUAGCCAUCGCCUCUUACGUGAUCCGAUUGUGUUCUCUGUCCCCCGUCGACAACGAGACCGCCAUGGAGGUGAUCUUCGGGAAAGACAACGACGGCGGCGACACCUCGCGACGGCCGCCCGUGUUCGCGCACGGUGGCGCCGGACGGCACGCACCGGAAAACACCCUGGCCGCCAUACAAGUGGCGGCCGAGAGAAUGGCGGAGGGGAUCGUGGUGGACCUGUCCUUCACGCGCGACGAUGCAGGCGUCCUCUUCCAUGGCGAAAACCUGGAGCGCACGACCAACGGUGAGGGCUUACUCGCAGAAACGUCUUUCCAAGACCUCCGGCGACUGGACGCCGGCAGCAAGCAUCCGCUGUCCGAGAACUGCCUCUGCGUUCGCGUUCCCACUCUCGAAGAAGGCGUCCACGAGUGCCUUCGCCUCGGUCUCCGGUUCAUCGUCCGCGUGAAGCGGUACGAUGAGCGCGCCGUGGCACUGCUCGACGCGUUGUUCCGCCAGCGACCCAAACUGUACCGUAGAGGGCUCGUCUCCUCCUACGACCCGCUCUUCAUCUACGCCCUUCGGUACCGCAAUCCAGACAUCGUGACAGCGCUGACUUGGCGCCCAGGGUUGCUGGCGUACGAGGACGUGGAAAAGUGGCGUCCGCGCUUCGGCACCCUCAAGGAGCAUCUUAAAGCGGGCGUCGCCGACUGGUUCCUCGAGCUCGCGCUUAACACCGGCCUGCUCCAUUACGUGACGGGUGCCUCCGCCUUACUGGCGGACACGAACACGCUGAACGCCGCAAGCGUGCGCCGGUGGCGUGAUCGGGGCGUGCACGUCAUCGCCCGGACGCCGAACGACCGCGUAGAGAAGAAAUAUUUUCUACAGGUUCUCCAAGUGCCCAUCAUAACGGACACAUUGAACCUAGGGACCCGACCACGCGGACAACGGCGAACACACCUCACUGUUCCUCCGCAUCAAUAUCCGGGUACUUGCCCGUAUUCAGAGCUCUGGAGAAAGAGCUUCCUAAAGCCGAUUCAGUGCGGAUAA